Messenger RNA from Physeter macrocephalus (sperm whale), 1791 nucleotides. It is a transcript of the gene CD79B, whose product is annotated as CD79b molecule. The record is from RefSeq and is a predicted model, not a curated record. The coding region runs from base 726 to 1280 and encodes 184 amino acids. Gene Ontology annotation, biological process: B cell receptor signaling pathway; B cell differentiation. The transcript is spliced from 6 exons. Gene Ontology annotation, cellular component: membrane; external side of plasma membrane; B cell receptor complex. Gene Ontology annotation, molecular function: transmembrane signaling receptor activity. Lineage: Eukaryota; Metazoa; Chordata; Mammalia; Artiodactyla; Physeteridae.
GUGCAGGUUGUGCACUGCACAAGGGCACCUCCACCGCCCCGAGCCCCCAAGGGAUGAGGGUUGUGUCUGAUCCAGGGGCAGGGGCACAAAGUUGAGCUUAGACAAGCUCCUAGACUUCUGGUUCCAUCCACCACUCUGCUGACUGGCGAGACAAAGCCAGAGAUCCUUUUUGUUUCAGAACCUGGAGACUCCCCCAUACUAGCCUCCUGUCCUCUGCCCAAGACCCCUGGAGCUGUGGAUAACACUUCAGUGCCCUGAGAGUCCCCUGAUUGCUGAGUGGUGGGUUUUCUCUAAGCUGUCAACACUUAAGUCCACCUUCUUUGGCAGCUCCCAGCAAACUCUCCCCCACCAAGUGAGGGAGGGGCCCUCUCUCCAGGUCCUGGACCAAAUCUCCCAAGCGGCUGCCACUCUUGGCCCGUUCUUGCUCAAGAACCGCUGUGCUUCCUUUCCUCCCCAGGGUCAAAUCUCCAUCAACCCCCAACAUGGCCACCUGCACUCCAGCCAAGAGGCUAUGCUCUGGGCCCAUAGCUGCCCGCCAGCACCCCUGCCCCAUCCUUCCUGGGUGCCCCUCUUCCCACAGGGUGUAGGCUGGUCCGGGGUGGAGAGGCCGCGCUCGCACUCAUCCACAGGACCCAUGUGUAUUCAGCUAAGUGUGAGGUGAGACGGUGCUGGAGGCCAAAACAGAGGAGCUCUACCGGGAUCCCAAAGGAAGCGUUUGUUCCUGGAUGUGGCAGCACCCACGUUUCGUGGCCAAGAAACGGGGCUCCAUGGUGGAAAUCAAGUGCCACCUGGAGACCCGGGGCAACGUGAGCUGGCUCCGGAAGCAGAAGAUGGACUCGGAGGCCCAGAUAUUUCUCCCCGAAAAGGGCCGCAUCCUCCAGACCCAGAACGCCUCUGAGGCCACGCUCAUCAUCCAGGACGUCCAGUUUCAGGACAACGGCAUCUAUUUCUGCGAGCAGAAGUGCUUUAACUUGUCCCUGAGGACAGAGCGCGGCUGUGGCACCGAGCUUCGGGUCAUGGGGUUCAGCACCUUGGCGCAGCUGAAGCGGCGGAACACGCUGAAAGAUGGCAUCAUCAUGAUCCAGACCCUGCUCAUCAUCCUCUUCAUCAUCGUGCCCAUCUUCCUGCUGCUGGACAAGGAUGACAGCAAGGCGGGGAUGGAGGAAGAUCACACCUAUGAGGGCCUGGACAUUGACCAGACAGCCACUUAUGAGGAUAUAGUGACGCUGCGGACAGGAGAGGUGAAGUGGUCGGUGGGUGAACACCCAGGCCAGGAGUGAGAGGCCGGCCCUCCCCACGCCCCUGGGCAUAGCCCGCAGGGCCCUCACUGACUGCUUCAGAGCCGCCCGGCUCCCAGCCCAUCCCCUUUACCCUGGACCCCCUGUCCGCCUCCAAAGCUGGCCCACCAGGUCCGCCUGCCCCUCCAGCCCUUGGUCCCCAUCUCUUGCCAAAGGGACUGGAGCGGAAGGGCCACAGGGCAGUGAUUUGGAGCAGGGAGUUCUCUGGGGCUAGACUGGACCCAGCCUUCUGGGGGUGCUAUGCGGGGAUCCAUCCCCUAUUCAGGAUGCGGAAGGCAGAGACUUGUCUGGAACCUGCAAAUGGACUCGGAAGAGCCCGGCUUCCUGUAGAGCCCGGGAAGGGCCCUGGCCCACCCCCAUGUGGCUGCAGAUGGGCCACCGAGAGCUGCAUCCCUCUCCCACAUCCUCUCCUGCUCUCUCCCGCCCUCCCCCGCCCCAGGGGGCUGCUGGCCUUGAGCCCUUUCUCCCACAGAAUAAACAAUGUGUCUUGAGA